AACAUCGCAAUCUUUUCUGCAAGGCCUUUUCAUUCUCAGCCUUUGAUCACAGAGAGAGAAAGAGAGAUUGACUGAUUGAUAGACGGAGAGUGAGUUGGUUUAGCGAUGGAGGCACAAAUCUGUGUUGACAGCACGGAUACAACUAUUACUUGUGCAGCAGAAUGUGGAGAGGCAGUAGCUACGAUUCGCAGGGCCAUGGACGAGCUGAAUGCCUGCCUGGUGAAAGUCAACAUCGAUACGAGCGGCGAGAGUACUGAGCCGGGCCAGCAACCAACAGCAUCAAGCAACGAAUUGGUCGUGUCCUGUCCAACGUCAACCGUCAAAGCUGAUGUUCUACAAUGUUUAGCCACGCUACGACAGAACCUGGCACAGCUGCUUGACGAAGUGAAAUCGGUGAAAUCGUCUGAAAUGUCUUCUCCCAGCGCUGCAUCCACCGCCGCUGAUCUGUCGUCGCAGGUUCGACGAAUGUUGUCAGCACUUGGUGUCGAAAGUUGCGGUGACGUGGAAGCCUCCAUAGCCCUACUUCAAGAACAGCUCAAGAAGAGCGAAUCCGAUCGGCUCAAGCAGAAAGUGGAACUGGAUGAGCUACGGGCGUGGAAAAAAUUGGAAACUUCAAAUGAAGGAGAGUGUAAAUCAUACGCUGUACGCUUGGAAGUGGAGCUUUCUCGUCUACGCCAAUCCUACUUGGCUACAAAGGCGGAUAAGAAGAGGCUGAAGAGCGAGAAAAGUGAUUUACUUCAGCAAAUGAAGCACCUGUACAGUACACUUCAAAAUAAGGAAGACGAGGUGAGACAGUACAUUGACUCGUAUGAAAUGCGUCUGCAUGAGUACGAAGACAGUUUACGACAGGUGGAAGCAGAGAAGGAAGGCAUCGAGAGAGAGAAGUGGGAUAUAUUGAUCCGAGCUAGGGAAAGCUCAGAGCGCUCUGUCAUCUUGCGGACCCAGUUGGAUGCCAAAGAUACGAUGGUGCGUGCACUUGAAGAGGAGCUGUCCAGAUCGAAGAUGCACUGUGCUCAAAAAGGUUCCACCAAUGGUUCCUAUGUUACUCCUAACAAUUGCAGGGUAGCGACUAGUUUGAGUCAGAACGGCCACGCCAAAGUAAGGGCAAGUGAAUCUACCCCGUCUCCUGGUGGUGGUAUAUCUCCAGCCAGGGAAUCCCUAUCCAGUGACAUGAUGGACGCACAUGAUAGUGGUCUGCCCCUGUAUCGAGAUGCCUGGGGAGAUUCAGAUCGACCAGCAAGUGCUGCACCUGCACCCAACAAUAGUGCGCUGCGACGAUCUCGCUUCUUGCACAGAAACAGUGAACCUGAUCUGACGUCCAAGUCCGCCGAACACAAAGAAUUGAGGCGAUCCAAACGCAAGCGUGCUUUUGGCUCCCUGUCGAAAGUGUUCAGUCGCAGCAGAAGUGGGAGCAAGAAGCUUGAUGGUGAGAGUUCGGACGACAAAAGUCAAGCCUCGUUUGACCAACUCUCAACAAGCAUCCACAACGGCAAUGGCAGUCCUGAGUUGUCUCCGCACGGUCUCAGCGAUGAACAACUGCAAGAACGGCAGCAAAUCCUUGAUGAGGCACGGGGCCAGCCAAUGGCACGAUGGCGCUCAUCAGCAGUGGUUGCGUGGCUGGAAGUUGUACUCAACAUGUCACAGUAUGCCAAGGCUUGCAUGGAGAACGUGAAGAGUGGCCGGGUGUUGAUGGGUAUGUCUGAUCAGGAGAUUGAGGAGGCUCUCCGAAUGACGAACGGGCUGCACAGGCGCAAGUUAAGGCUGGCCAUUGAAGAGCACAGGUCACCGGAAAGCUUGCUUUACCCGAAAGCCAGAGAUAUGGAUCAUGUGUGGGUAUCAACAGUAUGGAUGGCACAACUUGGUCUUGGUCAGCACAGUGAUGUCAUGUUUAGUAACCUGGCUGAUGGACGCGUUCUCAACAGCCUCACUCGCCGAGAGAUUGACAAGAUGCUGGGCAUCAACCGGCGGUUUCAUCAGGCUAGUAUGAUGUACGGCAUAGAUCUCUUGCGUGCACUGCAGUUCGACAAGCAGGUCUUGGUGCAUCGGCGUUCAAUGUGUGAAGAUGCCGACACCGACCCACUUGUGUGGACCAACCAGAGAUUUAUAAAGUGGGCGCGCAGCAUCGACCUUGGGGAAUACGCUAACAACCUUCAGAACAGUGGUGUCCAUGGUGCUAUCGUCGUGCUAGAACCCUCAUUCAGCUCUGACGCCAUGGCAACAGCACUGGGUGUACCGCCAUCGCGUACAAUGAUUCGGCGACACCUGUCAGAGGAACUCAACAGCCUUAUUGAGCCAGCAAGAUCGUCACUGGAAGUGAACCAUUUGACAAACGAGAAGGGUGGUCGUCGAGGAUCAAAGUCAGCAAACUCCCUUGGCCGCUCUUUUGUCCGGUCCUCUUCGGCAGUGGAAGAAAAAGAUGUACGGCGCAGAAGAAGCUUCAAGGACUCACUGGGCAGAGCACUGGGCCGACGCACCAAGUACACAUACGAAGUUGAAGAUCAGUCCAACCAGCAUCAUCAGGGACAGUCGCUGUUUCACCAAAACCUUGUCCAGCAGCAGCAGCAGCAUGGAGCAAACAACUCCACUGUACAUCAUCACCAUACAUCGCCGCUCAUUCACAGCAACAGCAUCAGCAACAUUUCUAUGGCUGUAGCAGCUACUCAGAGCAUGACAGCAUCUCUGACAAUGGACCUGGAGACUACUACAGUUUAGAUCCUUUUAGACGGCGUCACCAAGCAGAGUGCAGCAAGUCUGAUAAGUCAGUUUCCCUAAAGAAUGUCCACUCGAUUACCACUCAUUGUACUAUUUGCUUAUCUCCAGUACAAUAGGUUUUUUUUUGUCACGCGGCUCCGUGGUGGAACAGGUUGCUGCCGCAUUUGUUGGACAUUAAAAGAUCAUUAAUGAUUUUGCAAACAACCCAGGUCUAAUCCCCAAUGGUUAUGACUGCUCAUUAUAAUUGCUUCACAAGACGAUCCUUGAAAAUCAAGAAACUUUCUCUGAUUUACCCUGUAAACUGUAACGGUGUUCAUUUGAGACAGCAUGAAGACUUUCCCUUCACUUGUUUCUUUUUAUUGCCUUUUAUGAUACUAAAAUGUCAAUGGUAGCUCAUACCUCCAGUAAAACCUAUGAAUCUUGAUUAUCUAAUAUAACGGUCAAAAGGGUAGUAUUACACUGUAGAUCUAUCUAUAUUACACUGUAGAUCUAUCUAUAUUACACUGUAGAUCUAUCUAUAUUGCGCUUCAGGAACUGUACUAUAGGCAUGUGAUAAUUUUGAUAGCUGUGUGCAUGUGUGCGGUAGCUUUGUGCAUGUGUGCGGUUAUCUGCUCUAAUGACUACCAUGAAAACAAAAUUCUUACCACACUAGAA
Sycon ciliatum is the source of this 3366-nucleotide messenger RNA. Its product is annotated as kazrin-like. Gene Ontology annotation, molecular function: protein binding. The coding region runs from base 106 to 2712 and encodes 868 amino acids. Lineage: Eukaryota; Metazoa; Porifera; Calcarea; Leucosolenida; Sycettidae. The record is from RefSeq and is a predicted model, not a curated record. The transcript has 9 exons.